GUUUUCCACACCCAAUUCUUCUUCUUCUUCAGCCUCCAAAAAAAUGUCGUCUCUGAAAGAAUUACUCACUCAAGAAGGACUCGAGGGCAGCGAUUUCUCCAGAGCUCAAAAACACUCAGGCUCCAAAGCAAGAAGCAGGGCAGCCCCAAAUGAUUCUAUAACAUUGCCCAUAUACAUAUGCCACGACAAGAAAACCACCGAUUCUUCAAAGAAAAAGGUUGAGAAAUCUAUUAUGCGAGAUGGGUCUUCGUUAUAUUCCUCGAAUCGAUUGGGUUCGAUCUCGGAGACCUUGCUCUGUAAAUCAAUGGAGGCGCCUGCCAUUGAUGAAAUCGCUAUACGAUCUGUGGUUUCGAUUCUUAGUGGCUAUGUGGGUCGGUACUCGAAGGACGAUAAAUUUAGAGAAAUGGUGAGGAAAAUCUGUAGUUCAUGUUUGUUACGAAAUGGGGGUAUGGAGAGUGGGGUUUGUAGUAAUUUUGAGAUGGGUAUGAAGAGUGUUGAUAGAUUGAUUGAAGAACGACAUGGAAAUGAAAGGGAAUUGAGAGUUAAAGCAUCGAGGAAUUCCUUAGGGUUUUUGAAUAUGGUGAUUUCUUCGUUGAAUUCCGCAAAGAAAUCGAAAAAUUGUGCUCAAUCUCAUCUCUCUGCUUGUGCUCACCUCUAUUUAGCGACUGUUUACAAGAUUGAAAAGAAUGAGAAGGUUUCUGCUAAGCAUGUUCUUCAAGUGUUCUCUGAUUCCCCAUUUUUUGCUCGGACCCAUCUUCUGCCUGAGCUUUGGGAGCAUUUUUUUCUUCCUCAUCUCCUCCAUUUGAAGGUUUGGUACAAUCAGGAGCUGGAAUUUAUGUCCAAUGACAGGAAAAUCAAGGCGUUGAGUAAGCUCUACAAUGAUCAUAUGAACAGGGGAACUCUUAAAUUUGCUUUGUAUUAUGAACAGCAGCUCAAUGAUGGAGCCAAAGCUCCUCAUGUUCCUUUGGUGCCUUUACCUUCACAUUCCAUUAGAAGGGCAUCGAGAAAAUCGUUGGAUUCUUCCAACAAUAAGAAUCUAUAUCAUGCUGUUUUUGGUCCAAAUCUUGACCAGCAAUUAGCAGAAAAGAUUGCUUCUGUUCAUGAUGAACACCACGAGACUGUAAAAAAAUCUGAUUAUUUUCGAAACUUAGACACAAACCAUCUUCUUUCCAAUGAGCUUUGCAAGGCCAUAGCCACAAUUUCCUCCUCGGAUAUCUUGAGUGAGUGCGAGAUAGCCAUUCGUGUCGUAACCAAAGCUUGGUUGGAUGUCGAUGGUGACACAACCAUCGAGGUUGCCUUAUCGACGCCCCCGUUCAUCGAGGGAAUGAUGGAAGUCUUGUUAGCUUCCAAUGAUGAUGAGAUUUUAGAAUUAGUGAUAUCAGUUUUAGCAGAACUUGCUGCAAGGAGUGAGGCUAUUCGGUUAAUGAUAUUGAACUCUGAUCCACAGCUGCAAGUGUUUCUUAAACUCUUGAAGAGUAGCAGCCUUUUCCUUAAAGCAUCCAUUUUACUUUACUUAUCAAAGCCACAAGCUAAACAGAUGAUUUCGGUCGAAUGGUUACCGUUAGUUCUUAGAGUUUUGGAGUUCGGAGGGUCGCUACAGAUGCUAUUCUCGGUUCGGUGCGCACCAUAUGAAGCAGCGUUUUACCUUCUAGAUCAACUCCUUAAAGGAUUUGAUGAAGAUAGAAACUUAGAGAAUGGUAGACACUUGAUUGCUCUUGGUGGAUUAAGCCUGCUGCUGAGAACGUUAGAGAACGGUGAGAUUGAAGAAAGGAAGAACGCCAUUUCGAUGAUUUCGUGCUGCAUCCGAGCUGAUGGAACCUGUCGAAACUACUUGGCUGAGAAUCUGAACAAGGCUGCACUUCUUGAGCUUGUUGUUCAUGAAAGCAACAAGAACUCUGAUAGGUGUGGCCUGGCUUUACUUGUGGAGCUACUCUGCCUUAGCCGAAGAACAAGGAUCACUAAACUUCUGGAUGAACUUAAAGAACGAUUGAAUGGCUCGAGCAUCAUGAACAUAUUGUCGGUUGAUCUUCACCGAGCUCGUCCCGAGGAGCAGCCUUUAGUUGCAACAAUACUAUUGCAGCUUGAUCUCAUGGAUGAUCCACUCAAUUGCUGCAGCAUAUUCAGAGAAGAAGCCAUUGUGACGAUCAUAACCGCGUUGAACUCUCAAAUAUCUCGAGAAAAGACGUCGGAAAAUCUCGCUAGAGCUCUCUUGAUUUUGGGAGGUCGGUUUUCGUGUACUGGAGAACCAUGUCCAGAAAUUUGGCUUCUACAACAAGCAGGUUUCGAAGCGAACUCUGGGGAUUCAUCCUACAGCAGCAGGCAUGUGUACGAUGAGCUCGUGCAAUUGUAUGAAGAGGAAGAAGAUCUGGUGAAUUGGCAGCUGAAAGCAUCAACUGUGUUCUUUAACCACGGACAUAAGAGUUUAUUAUCUGCCCUUUCGACGGCGAUGACGAACGGUAUCCCACGUCUUGCGAAAGCAAGUCUUGUAACGGUUUCAUGGAUGAGUAGAUACCUGUUCGUUAUUAGAGAUGAAAAGUUAUGUUCGAUGGCACCUUCGAUUCUAGUACCGUCCUUGAUAAAGUACUUGAAUUACGACAAAGAUGUCGAGGAUCGAGUUCUUGCAUCGUAUUCAUUGCUUAAUCUCAUCAAGUAUACAGAAUGCAAGCAUAUCUUCGGAUUGUUCGAUGAAGAAGCUCGAGAUCAUCUUGAAAAUCUUUCUCUAGUGACAUGGACAGCGAAGGAGCUAAUCUCGAUCGUUAAAAGCGGAUCGAUGCAUCGGUAUGAUACCGAGCAAAAGAAUUCAGACACUCAAAGAAGCACAAGAAUGUAAUUCACGUUCCUCUUCUUUUUCGCUAUUCAAUUGAUUAUUCCGUUUCGAGCUUUUACAUGUAAUAUCUAGUUACAUUUACGAUCUCCUAUCCUUUCGUAAAUAAAGUGUAACGCGGACACCCCAUUGUUCAUGUUAAAAACAUGAGUAAGUUUGAAAUGCUAUCAACGGGGAAUGGGUUGUUUUGGAA
This is a messenger RNA of Cucurbita moschata (crookneck pumpkin), 3017 nucleotides long. Its product is annotated as putative E3 ubiquitin-protein ligase LIN-2. Lineage: Eukaryota; Viridiplantae; Streptophyta; Magnoliopsida; Cucurbitales; Cucurbitaceae. The record is from RefSeq and is a predicted model, not a curated record. Bases 44 to 2830 code for a protein of 928 amino acids. The transcript is spliced from 7 exons.